AUGCCCGAUCCAAAUGUAUUCCACAUCCUCCUUGCAAUUUUUGUCUGUCCGGUGAGAUGUUGGGAAAAAUACGAAAGGUCGAUGGAAGCGCCGUCAGCGGAGCAAGAAGUCUUUAAAUUUGACUUUAAUGUAGCGCCCACAUUGUCGAUGAGUGUGGAGAGAGAUUACAAAAAGUUGUUUGUGGUCGAUUACAACCCGGAUACUGUAAGCUUAUUGAUCAUAUUACAUAAUCUAAUGUGCCUCAUUUUCAGUUGAUCUGGGAAGAACGAGAUAACAAUCAGCUCGCCGCAUGCCUGGCCAAGUUCAACCUGUCCAAAGGGCUGAACCCUCGGAAUCAAACUUUUUUCAAACAUCGUGAUGAAUUCGAUACCCUCGAGCAGUUUAACGGACAGCAUGUUCGCCUUCACGCAGUCAAUGGCAAAUCGUAAUUUCUUUGUUUUCUGUUAAUAAUAGCACACUUAAAAAGUCAAAUUUUGACGACAAUAUCCCCUCAGCAAUUUACAUAUUCUCUGUUUAGGCCUGGCCCAUUAUUGAUGACAAAUUAUGGUUCGGUGAUGACGAUCAGAGUGACCAACAGUAUUCUGCUCGACGGACUGACAAUGAGAGUUUACGGGCUAGAUACUGAGUGGUUCAACGAUGGGGUUCCUUAUCUCCAGCAAUGCCCCAUACCUCCAAAAAGUGUUUUCACGUACAGAUAUGAAAUUAAUCGGCAAGGAACACAUAUCUACAGGUAAAGAACCUACUUUUCUUUAACAACUAACAAUAACUCAUUUAUCAUUUCUUUUGUUGCUCUGAUUAUGCAUUGUAACACUACGUAAAACGCGAUUUCAGAUCCACUCAGCCUCAUUUCCGACCAGACGGAUUCUCCGGCCUUAUGGUCUCAAAGAAACCCGAAGAAAUGCUGGCAACUCCAGCCGGUGGACGAGUGAAUAUAUCGACGGAGUACCAACUAGCAAUUCAAGACUGGCCGUUCGUCGAAGCGAGUCAACAACGGCAAUCCGGUCUCUCUCAUGGCCUCUCUAAAUGGGGACAUGGCCUAGACAGAGAGGAUAAACAGUGUGCGAGGCCUGGAGUUUACCACAAUCAAACUGUCCAAGCGUCAGUAGCUCCAUUUUCUAUCUUGAUUAAUAGCAAAGGGUGGUAUAAUCAAAAAGAUAUCCUAACCAGGCCUUCGAGGAUACCAUUAACGACAUUCACGAUUACAAAAGGUUAGAAUUUGAACUUUUAUGCGAUUUGGAUGACUUUCCUUUUUACUUAUGGCUGUUUUAGACGGGUAUCAUCUCUUUCGAGUCGGCCAUUUAGGCUUUGAAAGGGCCUUGAAGAUCUCCGUUGAAGACCACGAAAUAGUUCUGGUCAUUGUUGAUGGAGCCCAUAUCAAGCCAGCAGUUGCUCAAUCACUUGUAGUUAUGCCAGGAGACGUCUUCAACUUUUAUAUUCACGGUAAAAGCGACCCAGAAAAAAAGAUUUACCGGAUGAUUGUGGAGACACUGCAUGCGUAUUCGUACGGGGAAACACGGCAGCCGAUUUAUGGGCUGGCUAACAUCGAAUAUACGGAUGUUGAAGACAAAGGGCAAGACCUGGAUCAAGGUAGGGCCUUUAAGUUUUUUGCAUGGAACCUGAAUGUUUAUAAGGCAGAAUGUGAAAUUGGUAUUUUUAGUUGACUUCUCCCAUAACCGCUGCAAGAAACAAGUUUGCGUCGUUCUCAACUGCCCAUCCAACCCAUUAUAUUCCAAAGGGAACUACCGUUGUAUCAAGGCCGAUGAAUUCCAAGACCCGGAUCCAAACGAUGACUCUGAUAUGCUCCAAACAAGAUCUUAUUCUUCUUCUGAGUACGAGGAACACUUUAUCUCAAUGAAUGCCUUGACUGGAGUGGAUGGUUACAGUUACAUUCCGCCAAAAUCAAUUCCGUAUUUUAAUGAGGAUAUUGAGUCAUGUUCCGAUUUCUUGUGCAACAAGAAGAACGUAGCGUUGGGCAAAUCACAAUGCAAAUGCUUUCAUUACAAGAAAUUGGGAUACAAUAAGAUGAUUCAGGUAAGAAAUCUCACGAUAUUGGUUUGCGUGAAGUCCUUUCGUAACAUGUAUAUAUAUUUUAGCUAACACUAUACAAUAUGGGGCCUUCUGGACCAAGAAAUGUUGGUCUGGCUAUGCCGGUUCAUAUCCCCAGCACUCACGUGUACGUUCUUAAAAUGGGCUUCCCAACAUACCACGCCAAUCAAACCGUCAAAGACUUCAAUUUUGAUUUGAUUUGUGACCAGAAGCAGGUAAGUAGAGGAGAUUUCGCAUGGAAGGCUUGUUUCAAAAUCACUUUCAGUUAGGUUGUUUUGAUGCGACGUGGCGUAAUUCAACCUGGAUGAAUGGAAAUCUUCCGUUUGAGAAUAGAGAGCCAAGUUAUGUCACCAACGUCCUCGUGCCUUAUGGCGGAUAUACAGUCAUACGAUUUAGAAGCAAAAAAGCCGGCUGGUAUUUAGUUGAAAGUAUGAGAUUGUCUGAGAGAGAAAAUGGAGUAGCCUUUGCGAUAAAAAUUGGAGAAAAGGAGGACAUGCCAGCGCCUCCGGAAGAUUUUCCAAAGGACUGCGGCGACUUCGAAGCUCCACCGGUAGGUUGAAGAUGUGAGAGUUGUCAUGGUCUCUUUGCUUUCAGAUCCCGACAUUCGUUCGAGAAAAUUUAGCAAAAGGAGCCGUGCCUUCGAUGUGA
This is a messenger RNA of Bursaphelenchus xylophilus (pine wood nematode), 2694 nucleotides long. The record is from the annotation of a GenBank genome assembly. NCBI's taxonomy places the organism in Eukaryota, Metazoa, Nematoda, Chromadorea, Rhabditida, Aphelenchoididae.